This is a messenger RNA of Homalodisca vitripennis (glassy-winged sharpshooter), 6683 nucleotides long. Its product is annotated as ATP-binding cassette sub-family C member Sur-like. Gene Ontology annotation, biological process: transmembrane transport. NCBI's taxonomy places the organism in Eukaryota, Metazoa, Arthropoda, Insecta, Hemiptera, Cicadellidae. Gene Ontology annotation, molecular function: ATP hydrolysis activity; ATP binding; ABC-type transporter activity. The record is from RefSeq and is a predicted model, not a curated record. Gene Ontology annotation, cellular component: membrane. The coding region runs from base 1 to 5097 and encodes 1698 amino acids. The transcript has 29 exons.
AUGAGCGUGUUCUGCCAGUCACCAGUCCCCAGCAACUCCACCGAGGCCCUGGACAGCCUUUGUCACCUGGAGCUGGUUAACACUGCCGUGUCCUCCUGCCACGCCUACAUCACCGUGCUCAUCCUCCUCUACCUGAGGUGCUCCAAGAGAAGAGAUGACCAAAGUGGUACUCGGAAGUUCGUCUGUCAUUCGCUGCGGGCGCUGCUGUCUCUUCUGCUCCUGCUGACCCACCUGACAGAGAUAUCGGCAGCCCUCCUAGGGUCUCAGGGGCUGUUGUCUUCCUGCGCUGCUCUGCUAGCUUGGGCAGCCGCCCAACUGCUCUACUGGAGGGCAGAAGCUGACCGGGAUCCUAGGUACCUUCUGGUGACCCUUGUCUUCUGGUUGGCCUGUGGGCUCGCCCGCGCCGCUUCCCUCUUCAGUGCUUUGGACGCCCACCUCGGAAUCCAACAUGUCGCUCCUAUCACUGCCGCAGCCGCUAGUUCCCUUUGCUACGCCCUAGUUGUGGUUGACGUCGUCUCGCUUGUCUUUGAGUUGAAGGUAUGGCGGGAGACCCGAUCUGGAAGUGUCAUCCAAAACGAAAGCUACCGCCAUCACGAGGCGUGUUGGUACUCGCGCAUCACCUUCUACUGGCUUACCCCACUCCUGCGACUAGGAUACCGUCGUCCGCUGGAGAUGGAGGAUCUUGGACAACUACCGGAGAGAGAGACAGCAGCCACGCAGUUCCAGCUAUUCAACAACAUUUACCAGAGAGAGAAGGUCUGUGGUGGGUGUAUCUUCGCUGCUACUGGACGAACUUUGCUCUGGGAGGGCUGCUCAAGCUACUGGGAGACUGUGUGGGGUUUGGUCCCACCUCUGGGAAUAUCCGUAGUCAUACAGUAUGUCUCCACCCGUCACACACUAACACAUCCAGAGUUUGAGGCUGUGAAGGUGGCAGAACUGCUCAGUAAUGGCUGUGUGGUGGCAGGACUGGUUCUCCUCAGUUCAGUCGCUCAGGGCAGUCUUUCCCAGGCUACCACCCACGUCAUAAAUGUCGAGGGCAUCCGACUCAAAACUGCCUUGCAGGCGCUUGUGUACAGUAAAGCCUUGCGACUGAGGAUGUCAGUUAAGGAGGAAGAUUCCACUCAAGAAGGCAGUUCAGGCAACCUAACAAACUUAAUGUCUGAGGACACUUUCAACAUCAUGUCCUGUUACUGGAUUGGUCACUACGUCUGGGCCAUUCCUCUGAAGAUAGCAGUUCUGAUGUACCUGUUGUACUGCAAGCUGGGAGUCAGUGCUCUGAUUGGAGCUGCUUGUUGUAUCUUGUUGCUGACUCCGUUGCAAUUCCUCAUCGGCAAGCAGAUGUCUUCUAACUCAAAGCACAUUUCUGAAUGGAGUGAUGAAAGACUUCGACAAACAAAUGAAGUACUGCAGGGUGUUCGACUGAUCAAACUCUGCGGGUGGGAGACAGAGUUUGCCAACAGAAUCCUGCGCACACGCAGGACAGAACUGAAAUAUCUGGAUAAGGACUCUCUUUAUUGGGGACUGAUGACAUUCCUCACUCACGCUUCUUCAGCACUGAUCACACUGGUCACCUUGGCAGCUUUCUAUAUUUUGGAAGGUUCUGACCUUUCUCCAGCAAAUGUUUUCACCGGACUGGCUCUCUUCAAUCAGCUGACAGUGCCUCUGUUCAUCUUUCCCAUCACAGUCCCCAUCAUAAUCUCAGCUUUGGUAAGCACAAGAAGAUUGGAAGAUUUCCUGAAUUUGCCUGAGACACACAACGUGAUUCCAGUCAAUGAGCCAGAAGUUGUCAUAAAACCUGAAAUCAAACCGGAACCUGACAUCGUUGAAACCAAUAGGCCUAGCAGAGCGGAUAGUGUGUUCGGCCUAGGUAACAUCACAGAGCUGGAAGAACCGGAGGAUGAUUGUGAUGACGAUGAAGAGGAAGGAGAAGUGGGGUCGAGGCUGGGGAUGGGAGGAGACAUGUUUGUACCUGCUGUCACCAUUGAUGCUGCUACCUUCAGUUGGACAGGCAGUGAUGAUCCUUCACUCAUUGUGCCUAACUUGCAAAUACCUACAGGAAAACUGACUAUGGUGGUUGGAAACACAGGGAGUGGGAAAAGUUCCCUGUUGUCAGCCAUGUUGGGGGAGAUGCCCUGCAUCCGCGGAGUUGUCAAGUGGACAAAAGGUACCAGUAUCGCCUAUGUAUCGCAGAAGCCAUGGUUGCUGAAUGGCAGCGUCCGUGACAACAUUCUAUUUGGCCGGCCGUACAGUGGUCGCCGCUACUCCCGUGUGGUCAGCGCCACUGCUUUACAGCCUGACAUAGACAUACUGCCUGGUCGUGACAUGACGGACAUUGGUGAGCGUGGCAUCAACCUGUCUGGCGGCCAGAGGCAGCGAGUCACCAUUGCUCGUGCACUCUACUCCCGUGCCUCUGUCAUUAUACUGGACGAUCCAUUAUCAGCCUUGGACCACCAAGUGGCCCUGCAUGUGUUUGAGGAAGGCAUCAAGAAGAUGGUAUCCAGACAGAAGUGCACCGUGAUCAUGGUCACUCACAAUAUCCAGCUGACAUCUCACGCUCAUCAGGUAAUAUUAAUGGAAAAGGGGCGAGUGAAGGCAUGUGGGUCACCUACUGAGGUAGUACGUACAAAUGUGAGCGUGUUUAUACAUGCUCUAGAUGAGACACAGCGUGGUCGCACUGCAAGGGAACGAUGGCAGCUCGUCAAACUUGUCUCACGCAUCGGUUUGCAACUGAAACAGCGAAACCUGGCAGAUGGUACAUGGCGAGCUGACCAUAUUACUCCGUCGAUAUUUGUUCCAUUCAAAAGGAGGCUGAGCAAGUUCUCUGGAUCACGCUACUUCACCCAUGACCUACCAUUGCCCACUGACGAGUGUGAGGGAGGUGAAGUAGUGGAGCGGAGGCUAAGAGCAGCAUCCACCGCAUCUCUACCUCCACUGCGCCAUCGCCAAGUUGGACGGACCACCUCGCUGCAGUCAGGUGCGACACCACCUCUUUACCCUGUCACACGACAAGCCUCCUCACCCACUAUCAGGCCAAAGACCUUUUCAUUUGAACAGACAACGAGUACUGGCUGUGGUGAGAGAAAUGCAAGUAUCUCUGGCAGUGGCCUGCUGAGACAGAUAUUUUCAAUGUCAACUCAAAGAAACCUCUCAUCACUACCAGACCCUACUGUCAGAGAACAUAGUGUCUUGCGUCGACUGAUAUCCACUUCUUCUGUCAGGUCAGUAUCAGAGACAGAUCGCCCACAACUACAUCGUCUUGCAUCUACAACGUCAGAUUGUAGUGACGACUUUGCUGACGAUGAUGAUGCAAUGGAGAGUGCAGAAUGGGGUACAUCACAGUCUCAGGAGGAGAGGGAGUACGGGGAGAUAGAGAGAGUGAUCUACUUGAGGUACCUGAGAGCUUGUGGGGUGAUGCUGGGGCUGGGUUACCUGGCGACUACAGUGUCCUGGCAGGGGCUGCGAGUUGUCACAGACUACUGGCUCUCCUUGUGGACAGAGGACAGGCGCAGUCAAGUGUCCAAGGCUCUCUAUUACCUGACAGUGUAUGGGGUGCUAUCUGUAGCUUCCAUCGUCCUAUCCCUCAUCACCAAUGGUCUAGGCCAGUACUGUGGUGCCAAGGCCAGGCGGAGACUCCAUGACACCAUGCUCAGAACCCUUCUCAACUGUCCAGUCAGGUUCUUCGAGACCACACCCCUUGGCAGGAUCAUGAACAGGUUCUCUACAGACCUUGGGAUCAUCGAUAAGAAAAUAGCAACAUCACUUCAAAGACUGCUUCAGUUCCUGCUGUUAUGUUUCUCAGCAGUCCUUGUCAACUGUAUAGUGACUCCUUGGUUCAUAGCACUAGCAGCACCUAUUUGCCUGGUCUACUACAUGGUGCAGAAAUUCUACAGGUGUUCUACCAGAGAGCUCCAGCGGCUAGACAGUAUGUCCAGAUCCCCCAUCCUGUCCCACUUCUCUGAGACACUCUCCGGACUGGAGACAAUACGAGCAUUUGGGCAGCAGCAACGUUUCACCACAGCACUCUUCCACAAGCUGGACACUCAUACCAACGCCUUCUUGAUUAUUAACUCCUGCAACCGCUGGCUUGGUAUUGCUCUGGACUACUUGGGUGGCCUGAUAGUCUUUGUCGCUAUGGUGGUGUCGCUGGUGUCUGCAGCAUUAUGGCCAGAACUGGUCAGCCCCUCACUGGUUGGUUUGGCGAUCAAUUACACUCUACUGGUUCCUAUAUACCUCAACUGGGUGGUUAAGUUCCUAGCUGACAUGGAAAUGUAUAUGGGUUCUGUUGAGAGAGUCACUCAGUACGCCAGUGCACCCAGUGAGGACUACCGACUUUGCGGUUAUGUGCCUCCUCUCUGGCCAAAAAAUGGAGACAUCAAGUUUCAGAAAGUCACUCUCCAAUAUGAUACAAACCGAGAGCCAGUUAUAGUCAAUCUUGAUUUACACAUUCCUGCUGGACAGAAGAUCGGGAUCUGCGGUCGCACAGGUAGUGGCAAGUCCUCCCUGGUGAUGUCUCUGUUCAACAUGGUGUCUGUGAGCGAGGGCAAGAUACUGAUCGAUGAUGUUGACAUCACAACGAUUCCGCUGAAGAUCAUGAGGUCAAGACUGUCUGUGAUUCCUCAGGAUGUCAUUAUGUUCAGUGGCACCAUUAGAGAGAACUUAGAUCUGAGAGGUGAAUUUUCUGACACAGACCUUUGGGAGUGUCUAGAAAUAGCUCAGAUGAAAGAAGUGGUAGCUACACAACUCGGAGGUUUAGAUGGACAGGUGCGAGAGGGAGGGGAAAACCUGAGUUGUGGACAACGGCAGCUGCUGUGCCUUGCUCGUGCGAUAUUACACCGCGCUGCUCUCCUUGUCAUGGAUGAGGCCACUAGUUCACUGGACUCAGUCACUGAGCAGAAGCUGCUACAAGUGGCAGCUCAAGCGUUUGCUAAUAGGACGGUCAUCACUAUUGCUCACAGACUAUCCAGUCUGCUCAGCUGUGAUCGUGUGUUGGUCCUGGAUUCUGGUCGGGUGGUGGAAGAUGGAAGCCCAUCACAACUUCUUGCACAAAAGUUGGGCAUUUUUUCCUCCAUGUUGCGAGCAGGACAGGAUUCAACGUGACAUACUUGUAAAUAAUAUUUCUAGUCAUCCUCUUGAAAGAUUUUUUUAUUAAGAAUAAGGUGUACUAUUUUAUAACCACAUUGUGAUUUGUAGACAUUAAUUUUUCAUGAAACAGCUGUUAAGUUAGACUUUAUAAUACACUGUUUAUAUAAAACUUUUUUAAGCCUUUUAUAAGGACACAAUGCUGCAACAAUUUAAAAUACUAGUAUGUCCCUUUAAUACACUUUGGAGUGAUUGUGUAUUAUAUCUGUACUUUGAAAAACAUGUGUAACAGCCAUUUAAAAUGGGACGACAGUGAUAUCUUAUUUUGACAAAUGUAUUUUAAUAGUUUCUAUUAAGAUUUGCUGAUAACAAAUAAAUAGAAACAGAAUAAAUCGAUUUAACGCUUUAGAGACGCCAGCAACGGAUACAGGCAACACAUUUCUCUACUGAAAUUGAGAUCAUUUGUUUGUUGUGACAUAUUACACUAUUAUUUUAUCUACUAAAAGAAAACAGAUGUACCUCGUAGACUGAGUUAUGUCAGAUUAUUUGUGUAAUUGUUCAUUAUUCAAAAAUAAAAACACCAUUUUAUUUAUAUAAUUUAUGUAUUAAUAAUGCACAUAAACUGAUGUGUUGAUAGAAAUGUAACCUUUUGAGUUCUUAGUUUUAGAAAUUAAAUAACAAUGCAAACAGGAAAUAAUAUUUUAAGUUUGUUUUGGUUUGGCACAGUUUUUUGUUAUUUUAAAUAAAAAAAUUAAAUAUCAAUCUAAAUGGAAAUACAGUUCAAUUUUUUUAUACUUUGUAAUAGUAUUGAUAUUAAUUAUUGCUAUACUAUAAAUACAAUUAGGAGACAUCAGUGUAUUUUUCCUGAGACAUUAUAUUUUUUUGAAUUUUUAGCUUAUACAAACAAUUGCAACAAAUAUCUCAGUUUGGAAAAUGGGUUACAAGAAUGUGAUAAUCACAGACCUUUUACCAUUCCCAAAAUGAUACCAACUGUUGAGAACAAAAAAUACCUGCCUUGUGAACAGACUCCAGUUAAAACUAGUAAAAACUAAAUCUAGAUAUUUUCAAUUGUUACAUUUAUAUGUUAUAUAGUGUGGAUAUAGUCCCUACAGCCUAUAAUAAGAGAUGGUACAAAAAAUGUUUAAAUACUGACAAACUCCUAGGGCCAUAGUCCUGAGAACUUGUAAGGAAGUAACAACUGCAUAAAAUCAUGUAUUAAAAACGGUUGUAUUUAUUUUCACUAAUAUAAAAUCUAGUAAAGGAAAUGAAAAUUUUUUACAACAAAUUUUGUAAUUUUAUUAACAAGAGCAUUCCUUAUUCUUAAACUAAUGCUAACUGGUGUACCUUAACAUUACUUUACUUUGCUGUUACUUUACUUUUUUAACUGGUGUACCUUAACUCUGUUUUAUUCUGUGAUGUAAGUUGUUUAUUUAUUUACUUAUUUGUAUUUGUAUUUUCUUAUUUAAGCACUUUGGUAAUGUUCACUGUAAAUAUGUACAAUAAUUUUGUGAUGUUAUCUCUGAGAAUAUUCAAAACCUAGCAUUAAAAAAAAUGUACAACAAUGAUAUUAUUGCUAAUAAAUUAUUUUACCACGUGUGAACCUA